Messenger RNA from Fundulus heteroclitus (mummichog), 11711 nucleotides. It is a transcript of the gene bptf, whose product is annotated as bromodomain PHD finger transcription factor. Gene Ontology annotation, biological process: regulation of transcription by RNA polymerase II. NCBI's taxonomy places the organism in Eukaryota, Metazoa, Chordata, Actinopteri, Cyprinodontiformes, Fundulidae. The transcript is spliced from 32 exons. Gene Ontology annotation, cellular component: NURF complex. Gene Ontology annotation, molecular function: RNA polymerase II cis-regulatory region sequence-specific DNA binding. The record is from RefSeq and is a predicted model, not a curated record. The coding region runs from base 598 to 10587 and encodes 3329 amino acids.
ACAUUUUAGCUAUAAUUAAAUCCACAUCAAAGCAAAUCAGAUCACACAAUUUGUGCUGUACCUUGGAUUAUUUAUGUUUCCAUUGGAUUAUAGAUUUUAUACCGUAGUAAGAAUUUACUACUGUGGUGUUUGCUGCCACCUACAUGUAACGAGCGGCAGUAAACGGGUUACCCAGAUCGAUUUAUUUAAAUGCACUAAAAAAAUGCACUAAAAAAAACCCAUCAAAUAGUGUGAAUGAAAAACACAACAAAACAAAACAAAAACGUGAGAAUAUUGGAGUUUAGUGUUACAUCGUUGCCGCUGAGCAAGAAGCAGGGUUCCCACGUGACUCGUGGAGUGAGGCCCUGCUGUUUGUUCAGCCAGAGAGGCAGAGAAGAAAGAUGGCGGCCCUACGCGAACCUGGACGGGACGCCGGGCUAACGUUUUGAGCUUUCACUUCCGAAGGGACACGGGGGGCUUCGAGGUGUUGCGCCGUUUUUUGGGGGGGUGGUGGGGGGGCGUCCACGCUUGCUCGCCUCUGAGGGUGCGCCGUUUUCGCUCGCAUUUGCCAUUUGCACGCCAAACCGUGGGCUUCUAAAAUAAUAGAUUUCGCCUAUCAUGAGAGGGAAAAGGGGCAGGCCGCCCAAACCGCUACAACCCGAGGAGGCAUCCCCGGCUACAACCCGGGGCUUGCGACCCAGGAGGAACCUGAAGCCCAGGUUCAGAGACAGCGGCGACGAGGACGCCGACAGCCCGACGAGGGAGCCCCCCAAAUCGGCCAGAAAGAGGAGAGCGACGUCAACACGGGGCAGGGGACGAGGCAGAGGUGGCGGCGCUGGAAGAGGAGGCAGAGGUGGCCGCGGCGGAAGGCGGACGGCGGUGCCCAAGACGGUGGUGUACGACGACCACGAGAGCGACGAGGAGGACGACGCCGUGAGCUUACGGUCGGAGGAGGACGAGUUCGUGGAGGAGGAACCCCAGUCCGAGGAGGACGAGGCCCUCCGGGAGGAUUCCGACUGCCUGGAAGAAGAUGCGCUGGACGAGGAGGAGGAUGUUGCCAGCUUCUGCACCGAGAGCAGCUUUCGGAGUCAGAGCACUCACGCCAGCACCCCGGGAAAGAAGAAGCGGGCUCCCCGUCCUCGCACUCCUAUCCUCGAGGACAAGGAGAUCCCUGCCCUGGAGCUCCCGGAGACCUCGGAGGAUCUCCUGGUGCCCGGCGAGGAGCUGCUCGACGUCGCCUCCAUCUACGAGGUGCUGCGCAACUUCAGCGCCGUGCUGCGGCUCUCGCCCUUCCGCUUCGAGGACUUCUGCGCCGCGCUGGCCGGCCAGGAGCAGUGCACGCUGAUCGCCGAGACCCACAUCUCCCUGCUGAGGGCCAUCCUGCGCGAGGAGGACUCCUCCAACACUACGUUCGGCCCCGCCGACCUGAAGGACAGCGUCAACUCCACGCUGUACUUCAUCGACGGCAUGACGUGGCCCGAGGUCCUGCGGGCCUACUGCGAAAGCGACCGGGAGUUCCACCACGUCGUGCCGUGCCUGGAGACGGACGAGUACCCCUGCGGCUCUCUGGAGAGCAAGAUCAAGGUGCUGCGCUUCCUGGUGGACCAGUUCCUGACCACCAACAUCGCCCGGGAGGAGCUGAUGUCCGACGGCAGCAUGCACUACGACGACCACUGCCGCGUCUGCCACCGCCUGGGCGACCUGUUGUGCUGCGAGACGUGUUCGGCCGUCUACCACCUGGAGUGCGUGAAACCCCCGCUGGAGGAGGUUCCCGAGGACGAGUGGCAGUGCGAGGUCUGCGUGGCGCACAAGGUGCCGGGAGUCACAGACUGCGUGACCGAGGCCCAGAAAACCAGGCCCUACAUCCGCCAGGAGCCCAUCGGAUACGACCGCCACCAGAGGAAAUACUGGUUCCUAAAUCGAAGGAUUAUUGUUGAAGAAGACGGGGAGUGCGAGAAGAGAAGGAUCUGGUACUACAGCAGCAAGGCCCAGCUGGAGGAGCUGCUGGAGGGCCUGGAUAAGGAGUACUGGGAGACGGACCUUCACGCCACCCUGGAGGAGAUGAAGGAGGAGAUGCACGCUCACAUGGACGUCACGGAAGACCUGACCAACCGAGCCCGGGGGAGCAGCAGGGCCUACCUCGCUGCCGUCAACGAGGUGUCCGUGGAGCGUUUGAAGAUCCGCCGAGAGCUUCAGGAAGCCAAGAAACGAGCAGCCGAGACUAAGAAGGAGGCAGAGGGGGGCUCUGUAAACACAGCUGGGGACGAUGCUGAGCCCUCUGCACAAAACACCAAAGCAGGGGAUGCUGAGCCCACAGCAGACACCAGCUCACAAGCAGCUAGCGCUCAGCCUCCUUCAGAGGAGAGAUGCGUGUCAGAUAAAUCCGCCUGCGCCUCCCAGGAUGCAGCUGCGCCUCAGACUCAAGCUCUAGAGUCUAACAAUGAAACACAAGCCACUCAUUCUGGGAACCAGGAGAAGGGGGACUCCCCUCAGCUGGCAAAGCAGGGACAGACAGACGAACGGCAGAAGUCAGAGUCUACAUGGGAAGAUGCACAAGGCGAUAAGUCAUUGCCACCAGCCCAAAACGAAUCGCAGGAGCAGUCGGGUCAGCCACACGCGGCGGGCGACGGGCAGCAAGUUUCCGCGUCGGCGGAUGCGAAGAAGGUGGAGCCAGCUGACCCGGCCGACCGGUGCUCCCAGUCCUCCUCCACCAGCCAGGAUGGGGCCGAGGACUGUAAUGAAAGGAUCAAGAAGGACGGCGGAGCAGCACAAGAAUCGAAAAAGCAAAUACAGAGAGGCAGCGAAGAGUCGUCUCCUGGGAGCUCUGCCGCCGCCGCCUCUCGGCUCAGCUUCCUGAGAAGGGACCUGGCAGUGAAUUUAAACAACCUGUUCAAGCUGGGCCAGGAGGGUAAAUACAGGGUGUACCAGAACCAGUACAGCACCAACGCCUUGGCGCUCAACAAACAUCAGCACCGGGAGGACUACGACAAGAAGCGCCACCUCUCGCACAAGUUCAGCCUGACCGCCAUGUCGGAGUUCAAGUGGAACGGCUCGAUCCACGGCUCGCGAAGCCUGACGGUGUCCACGCUCCGCCUGACCAUAAUCCAGCUGGAGACCAACGUCCCCGGACCCUUUAUGCACCCCAACUGGGCGUCACACAGGACCAACUGGAACAAAGCGGUGCAGAUGUGCAGCAAGGCCAGGGAGUUUGCUUUGGCCUUGGCUAUCCUGGAGUGUGCCAUUAAACCAGUGGUCAUGCUGCCUGUAUGGAAGGAUUCUCUGGGCCACACAAGGAUGCAUCGGAUGACCUCCAUGGAGCGAGAUGAGAAGGAGAAGGUGAAAAAGCGAGAGAAGAAACUUGAAGAUGAAGAGACUUUGCAGCAGGCCACCUGGGUGAAAUACACCAUCCCCAUCAAACACCAGGUGUGGAAGCAGAAAGGGGAAGAGUACAGAGUAACAGGAUAUGGAGGCUGGAUCUGGGUCAGUAAGACGCACGUGCCGCGUUUUGUCCCCAAGCUGCCAGGGAACACCAACGUAAACUACCGCAUAGAGCUAGAAGCUAAAUUGAAGAAAGAAAAGGCAGCGCCCUCCGUUAAGACGGAGGAUUUGAAAGAAAGCGAGAAGCGGGUCGCUCAGAGCGCGGAGGACAAGGAGCAGGCGCCCAACUCUGCAUCUCCUCAGGCUCCUCCUUCAGCCAAUGACGGCAAACCUCACGGGAACAACCAGGAGGAAACAUCGGUAAAAGACGAGCAAAUAAAACCUGCCGAUGAAGAGAGAGAGCGUGAAGAUGUGGGUGUCGACCCGAGCCGAGGUGCUUCAGACGAGAAAGCUGAAAGCAGCUGCCCGGCUGCGGCACAUCCCGCGGGAAAAGAGCCCAAAAGCGAGGAGGUCCCAGCGAGAAUCUUCUACGACGUGGUGAACGUCAGCGAGGGUUUCCAGCUGCGCACGGCGUACAAGAAGAAGGUGAAGCCGUCCAAGCUGGACGGGCUGCUGGAGCGCCGGGUCAAACAGUUCACCCUGGAGGAGAAGCAGAGACUCGAGCGGAUGAAGCAGGCCGCCCUCCUGUCCAAGCUGACAGCCGCCAGACCCGCCGCCGCGGUCAAGGCCGAGGCAACGGCCAACGGCAGACAGACGGCCGCCUCGGCCCCGAGCGUCAAAACGGAAGAGAAGGCGGAAAACCUACGAGCGCAAGACCCCGUGGUGAAAAAGCUCGACUUCGACGAGGAGGGCGGGACAAAGCCCGACAGCGUGGGAAUCAAAGCGGAGGCCGCCGCGUCCAGCCAGAGCGACGCGGCGGGGGCGAACGCUCUACGCGGGGACAGGGGGGACGACUGUUCUCACAGGGGGGUGAACGGAGAGCCCCAACUCAGCAGUAGAAACAACCGUCUGCCGGAGACCAUGGGAAACGGGGACCAAACGCAGCGGGCGGAGGAGAACCCCAAGAAACGUGGCUACGACGAGAUGGACGGAAGCGGCGGGCAGACGGACCCGGGGGCCGCCGACGCCGCCCAAGGCAACGGCGCUCUCUCGCAGGUAAACGGUGGAACCGUGUCUGCGGACGAUCCCGAGAAAGAGCCCGUCAAGUCUUUGAUGAACGGGAACCUCUCCCGAAACGAUCUGUCGGCCGUGGCGCACCAGCCGCCCCUGAAGGUCCCAAAAUUAGAGAACCACGUGGAAGACAAGGCGGGACCCCUGAACCGGAGCGACUAUUCGAGCGUAAAGAGCGAGGGAGCGCUCCCUGUAAAGCUGGAGCCGUCCAGCACCGCCUGUCUCAAGGGUCAUAUUGCAGACAAUUGCACCCCUAACGAGGACGUCAAGACAUCCGUCCCUAAAAUCUCCUUCAGGGAGCCUCAGAACGCUUCCAUGCACGACGCAGCCAACACUAUCAAUAAGACCCAUCCGACCCCUCAAGCAGAGAGCGGUCCCGUUCCCGCCGCCGCCGUUCAGCCCGCCUUCGCAGCGGCUGGCUCCCUGAGGAGAAAACCCGGCGACGCCAAAGCGAUCGCCCCUGCGUCGGCCAGCUCCAUGACCAUCAGCAAGGAGUACUCCACCAGAGACCGGGUCAGCCUCCUGCGGUUCUUCAAAUCCAAGAAGGCCCGCUCGGGCACAGCGCUGCCGUCCUACCGCAAAUUCGUGACCAAGAGCAGCAAGAAGAGCAUUUUUGUGCUGCCAAACGACGACCUGAAGAGGCUGGGGAGGAAGGCGGGGAUCAAGGAGGUGCCCAUCUUCAGCUACAACGCCAAGCCCGCUCCGGACAUAUGGCCCUACCCUUCUCCUCGGCCCACCUUUGGGAUCUCAUGGAGAUAUCGCCUUCAGACUGUGAGGUCGCUGGCAGGCGUCAGCUUGAUGCUUAGGCUGCUGUGGGCCUGCCUCAGGUGGGACGACAUGGCUGUGAAGCCUUCCGCCGCUGUAGGAACGACUCGGAAAGAAACUACAGACACCGACAUAAUCACAACGGAGAUCAUUAGACGGAGAGAUGUCGGGCCCCAUGGCAUCCGCUCUGAAUACUGCAUCAGGAAGAUCAUCUGCCCCAUCGGAAACAGGGACACUCCCAAAGAAACUCCCACUCCUCAAAGGAAAGGUCUGCGCUCCAGCGCCUUGAGGCCCAAAAAGCAGGAACCGGCCAAACAGACGGGGCCUGUCGCCGUGGAGACUUGGGUCCCCGAAGAGGAGCUGGAGCUCUGGGAGAUAAAAGCCUUUGCUGAGAGACUGGAAAGGGAGAAGUCGCAAGGUUUGGAUCCGUCCAAAGCCAGCUGCACACUGAAGACCGCCGAGGAAGUGAAGGCCCAUUUGGAGAACCAGCUGAAGCAGGCCAGACUGGCAGCCCAGCAGAAACGUCUCGAGCAGCAAAAACUGAGCACGACCGCGACUACUGCCACAACCAUCACCACCACCACCACCGCAGUCAGCGCUCCCAGUACGCCGGCCUCCGGCGGCCAGAGGGCGGGUCAGAUAACAUCUGGAGCCAAGAUGGUCCUGGCCUCCAAGCUAGGCUCCCCGGUUCCCUUCCAGCAAGACAAGAACUUCCACCAGUCCUUCGCCUCCUGGGUGAAGCAGGGCCAGAACAACAGCAGCUCAGCGUCCUCGGCGGCCACCGUGGCCGGCGGCCUCACCAACUCAGAGCAAACCUUCCAGAUGGCCGGCAGCCCGGUGACCGUGGCCGGCCACGUCCUCGCCGCCAAGCUACCGCUGCCCGCUAACAGCAAGAUUGUCACGCUCAAUGUGCCUUCCACUCAAGGAGGUGUGGUCCAACAGAAGGUUCUGGGCAUUUUCCCCUCUGGGCCUCCCGCCAACCUUAGGACAUACAGCACGCUGCACCCUACAACCGGGAAUAUCAACCUCAGAGCUGCGACCUCCGCCUCAGGCACCCAGCAAAAGGCCGCCGCGACAGUCGGCCAGACUCAGCCCGGCACAGCAGGGAACCUGAUAACCUCCCCGUCCGUCUCUGUGGGCUCGACAAUGGCCCCAAAUUCAGGAGUGGUUAAGCAAGGUCAGUCUCAACAGGCUGCAGUCCAGAUGGGUCAGACUCAGGCUGCGGUCACAUCCGCCCCCGGUGCCACUCCGGCUCCAAAAGCUGCAGGGCUGGCGUCCUCUUCUGGUGCCGGCACCACGACUCCUGGUCAGCCCUCUGUUGCAUCCUCGCAGCCCCAGAGACCGCAGCAGGGCCAAGUGAAGCUCACCAUGGCUCAGCUCAUGCAGCUGACACAGAGCGCACAGGGGGGGAACCCGGGUCUGACGGUGGUGAUCCAGGGUCAAGGCCAGACCCAGGGACAGCUUCAGAUCAUCCCACAGGGUGUUACGGUCAUCCCCGGGCCCGGUCAGCAGCUAAUGCAGGCCGCCAUGCCCAGUGGACAGGUCCAGCGCUUCCUCUUCACUCCCAUGCCCCCGUCGUCAACCGCCUCAACUUCCGCCCCGGUAAACGCCGCGCCUACAAAGCCGGCCACCACUCCGAGCCCCCCGGCCCAGCUGGCCGCUCCCCCUCAGCCGCGCCCCGGCGCCGCCCAGGUCCAGACGACUCCGUCAGCCUUAGCUCAGACACAGAUGGCCGCGCCUCUUCCCGCGCCGCUACACGUCGCCGCCCCCUCGCCGCAGCAGCCGAGCUGUGCUCCCGGCCCGGCUCCUGUUCCCGCUCACACCCAAGUCACGUCCCCCAUCGCCGCUGCACAACUGGCCGCGUCGGCUCGGCCUCCUCCCCAGGCGCACGUCUCGCCGUCUCCAUCCAUCCCCGCGCAGAUGCAUACGUCUUCUCCUGUGCCUUCUUCCACACAGCUGUUGACCUCCACGCCACCGCCGGCUGUUUCGCAGCCCCAAGCGGCGCAAAACAUAAGCCCGAGUGGGAGUUAUGUCCAAGGCCCGCCCUCCACCCCCGCACAGCUCCAGGCCGUCCCCCAACCCCCCGUCUCCGCCCUCACAGCGGCUUCGCCUCCUGCACAAGCCCAUAACACGAGCUCCCCUCCCGCGCCGGGGCACGCCGCCCUGCAGACCCACGCCGGGUCCGUCUGCGCCGCCCCGGGCUUCACCUCCCCCCCGCUCCAGACGCUGGCCUCCGCUCCUGCGCCCGCCGCGUCAGCCAGACCAGCGGCCCAGCUCUCCGCACAGAUCCCCGUCUGCGCCUCGCUGCCCUCGCCCGUCCAGAUCCCGACGCCAGCCCUCGCCCCCGUCUCCGCCCCGCUCAUAGCCGUCGUGUCCACCCACGUUUCCAUCCCCUCCCCGGCCAAAGCUCCGACCCAAAUCCAGGCGCCGCCCUUUGUGCCCCUCCACGCGGCCAUGGCCAACGCGGUGGUCACGCCGGUCACAGCCACCUCUACCAUACCUUCAGUGCCGGCUCUGAUAGAACCGAGGGCAGCUCAGCCCAAAAACUGGACGCCCUCGUCUCCUCAGGGUCCGGUUCGGAGCGUUCAGCAGGCAGCCACGCCGGUGACGCCGCCCGCCGCGGCGUCUGCGCCCGCCUCCGCUCCCGCGCCCAUCUCCAUCCACUCCGCCAUCGCCCCGUCGCCCCAGACGUCUCAGACUCCACAUUCCCAGGUGCUGGUCCAGCAUCCCGCCGUCGUAUCAAUGCAGCAGGUGUCCCACGUGGCGGCGUCGGCCGUGCAGGUCGCCAUGAAGGGAUUGCCUGUCCCCUCCGUGGUUUCCACCGUGAGACCCGCGCAGCCCCAGACCUGCGGACAGGUCCAGCAGAUGCCGCACAUCCAGCCUCAAGGCCACCCCCAGGUGCAAGCGCAAAUUCAGCCUCAGAUCAGAGUUCAGUUUCAGCCGCAGGCACAAAUACAGCCGCCAACGCAACAAUCACCUCAACCCCAAGUGCAACCCCUCACUCAGGUCCAGUCCCCUACGCAGCUCCAGGCCAGGGUCCAGCCUCAGUACCACCCCCAGGUUCAAGCUUCCUUCCAAACCCAAACUCCGCCUACGCAACAGCCUCUGAUUCAGCCACAGCCUCAGGCCCAAGCUCCGCUUCAGCCGCAGCCUCCGAUCCAAAGCCCACUCUAUCCCCAGGUUCAGAUCCAGCAGCAAAACCAGAUCCACGCUCAGACCGCGCAGAAACCCGCCGUCCACGUUCAGUCCGGCAUCCAAACCCAAGUGCAAACGCAGCCCCCCUUUUCGAUCCAGUCACCGCAGCAAAGCCAAGUCCCUCAGCCGCUGCAGGUCCAGCCCCAUGGCCAGGUCCAGGCAAAGCUCCAAGUGCAGUUCCAGCCUCAGAGCCAGCCUCAAGUUCAAGCACAGCCCCAGCUCCAGGUCCAGUCCCCGAUCAGACAUCAGCUCAUCACCGUUUCAGGCCUCCAGCAACCAGUGCAGCUCCUCUCUGCCCUGCCGCCUCAUGUCGCCGCCCAGAUCCAGGCGCAGAUCCAGGCGCAGGCCCAGCAGCAGGGCGGCACCGUCCCCCAGCAGAUCAAGCUGCAGCUGCCCAUCCAGAUCCAGCAAGCAGGGGGCCAGAUCCAGGCCCACCAGAUCCAGAACAUGGUGACCAUCCAGGCACCAGCAAGUCUUCAGGAGCAGCUUCAGAGAAUGCAGCAGCAGCAGCAGCAGCUACAACAACAACCUCCUCCACCACCAAAGAAGAAGAAACUUAACGAGCCUAAAAGGGAAUCCAAAGAGCAGAAUCUGCAGGUCAUUAGUCCUAAGGACGGCAUUCAGAAACAGGUGGCAAUAAAGCAAAAUUCUUCAGCAGAACAACUAAAACAGAGGAAGUCUCUGGCUGCAGCAGAGCGGGAGGAGAACCAGAGGAUGAUCGUGUGCAAUCAGGUGAUGAAGUUCAUCCUGGACAAGAUCGAGAAGGAUGAGAAGCAGGCGGCCAAGAAGAGGAAGAAGGAGGAAGUGGUGGAGCAGAAACGCUCCAAGCAGAACGCCACCAAGCUGACGGCACUGCUGUACAAACACAAGGAGCAGCUGAAGGCGGAAAUCCUGAAAAAGAGGGCACUGUUGGACAAGGAGCUGCAGCUGCAAGUACAGGAGGAGCUGAGGCGGGAUUUAGCCAGGCUGCAGAGGGAAAAGGAGAAAGCCCGCACCGCCAUCACUCAGGCCGCCGCGGCAACGGUCAAGGCCGCCGCCCACUCCUCGCACCUCACUCACUCCUCGCACUCCUCGCACAGCUCCCACUCGUCCACGUCCUCGUCCCAUAAGCGGAAGAGGGAAGACGAGAGGGACAAAGAGAGGAGCAGAGACCGGGACAAGCAUCACGAGAAGAACAAGAAACGGGACAGGGAGAAGGAGCGAGACCGGGACCGACACAGAGACAGAGAAAAAGAGCGGGAGCGGGAGAAGGAGCGAGAGCGGGACAGACAUCGGGAUAGGGAGCGGGACAAGGACAAAGAUGCGGACCUGGAUCCGGAACGAGAGUCCGGCUCACUGAAACACAAGAAGAAGAAGAAGAAGCUGUCUUCUACCUCAAAGGAUCAUAAGAAGGACACCAAACUGUACUGUAUCUGCAAAACCCCGUAUGACGAGUCCAAGUUCUACAUCGGCUGCGACCUCUGCUCCAACUGGUUCCACGGGGCCUGCGUGGGAAUCACGGAAAAAGAGGCCAAAAAGCUGGAGGACUUUGUGUGCAGCGACUGUAAACGGGGCCAGCAGGAGGGCCAGAGCAACGAGGAGCUGUACUGCAUAUGUCGGACGCCUUACGACGACACCCAGUUUUAUAUAGGCUGUGACCGCUGCCAGAACUGGUACCACGGGCGCUGCGUGGGCAUCCUGCAGAGCGAAGCCAAUCACAUCGACCUGUACGUGUGUCCGCAGUGUCAGUCGACAGAAGACGCCAUGACGGUCCUCUCGCCGCUCACCGACAGGGACUACGAGGGUCUGAAAAGAAUAUUGCGUUCGUUACAGGCUCACAAAAUGGCAUGGCCUUUCCUUGAACCGGUGGAUCCCCACGAUGCCCCGGACUAUUAUCGCGUGAUCAAGGAGCCGAUGGAUUUUUCCACAAUGGAAACCCGUUUGCAAAAGCGACAUUACCAGAAGCUCACAGAGUUUGUGGCAGACGUGACCAAAAUCUUCGACAACUGCCGCUACUACAACCCCAACGACACACCCUUCUUUCAGUGCGCCGAGGUGCUGGAAGCCUUCUUUGUACAGAAGCUGAAAGGCUUCAAGGCGAGCAGAUUGUCAGAUUCUUAAGUGUGCCAGUCUAGCUGGAGUCUGGACUGGAUGCCGGGCUCUCUGUUGACACUGAAAUAAAACUAGUGUUUCCAAAACAGCAAAAUCUCAAGAAAAACCACCACAGACACACAACCACCAAAUGUGCUCUUUUUUUUCUCCCCCCCUACCUGUUUGUCUCUGAGGAAGAAGUUGCAAUCAUAGUUAAACAGGAAAGAUGCCAAACUGGCAGCCAUGUUGAUAUUAUCAUGUUGUCAUUCAAGAUAUAUUAGGAGCCACUGGCCUUUCUGCUCAAACAAGCUUCCUAGGUAGUGUUUUAAAUGUGUUUUACUAACAGGCUUGUAUUUAUUUCUGUUUAAACAUCUCAGUUGAAUUGUCGAAGGUGUUGACUAAAGUAUAGAGGUGCAUAUUUUAUUAUAAAGGUAUAUUUAUGGAACAUUUUUCUAUGUUACUUCACCUUUAGUUUGACUUCAUCUGGAUGUUCUCUGCGUUUUACAAUGUAUAGUGGUUGCGAGCUGUGUCUGAAUGUAUGUGAGCCUUUUAAUAAAAAGAAAAAAAAACGUCAUUUGAGAUUAGUCUAAAAUGAUCUGAAGAGUCAGAUUGUGUGGCUUCCUCUUCCCUAAAUCGCACGGCAACCUCCAUUUUUUGAGUUGUGAAAGAUUUUGUGGCUACUAAUAAAAGGCAUUCCCGGGGCGGUUACGCCGUAUACCGCUUUGCAUCUUCAGUCUGUUAGAUCAUCUUUGAGGUCGGCAGCAAUAAAGAAACUGAAGAGCUCUCAACUCUUCCCCUCUCUUCACAUCCUUUUAGGUCUCAUAACAACAAGCUUCAGUCUUCUUCAGCCUCUUAAAAAAAAAAAGAAAAAAAAAAAGGCAUCGCACGUUCCGCAGACACAAUGCACUUGCCAGGAAUCUGGCUUUUCUGAACUGUGACACUCAUGACUGGGGUCGGCCAGCACCGCCGCUUUCACAGGAACCCCCCCCAAAAUCCGUUUCGGCGCUAAGGGGCCACCUCCAGGGACCUCUCCUCACACGCUGGCCGGCGCAGAGAGGCGAGAACCACUGAGGCAUUUCAGAUGGAAGUUUACCUCGGAGAAAACUCUUACGGAGCUCUCAUAUUUCCAUGUACUUUUUUUUUUUUUCUUUUUU